AUGACAAACUUAGAAAGAUUUAGAGCUAGUGAUGCCUUUAUAGACAUCGGUCAAGAGGGACAAAGACACUUAGUGAUCGUGGAGGUUCCUAGAAGGCCAGCCUAUGAGGGGGAGAUUUCUUACUAUAUAGGAAGACGAUGGCUGGAAAUGGGAUGUUAUACCCAAUUCUUGGAUUUGCUUCGUGUAUGGCUUUUGUUUAUGUCUUAUGGUGAUUUGAAGCUUAGUAGUUUCCCUAGGGAACGGAGAUUAAGUUUUGUGGAAAGGAAUGGGACUCAUUUCUUUUUAGAUGGGAAACCAUUGUUCGUUAAUGGCUGGAAUUCUUACUGGUUAAUGUCCCAUUCUGUGGAGGAAAAUACUAGACCUAAGGUCAGUGCAAUGCUUCAAGCUGGUGCAAGGAUGGGUUUCACUGUUUGUAGAACCUGGGCCUUUAAUGACGGUGGCUAUAAUGCUCUCCAGAUUUCCCCAGGGCAAUUCGAUGAGCGAGUUUUCAAGGCCUUGGAUUAUGUCAUUGCAGAAGCAAGGCAGCAUAGAGUCAGGCUGCUUCUGAGCUUAGUAAAUAAUUUGCACCCAUAUGGUGGAAAGACGCAGUAUGUCAACUGGGCGUGGCAAGAAGGCAUUGGUUUGAGCUCUUCUAAUGAUUCCUUCUUCUAUGAUCCAUCAAUCCGCAAAUAUUUCAAGAAUUACGUCCUGGUAUCUCAUCGUCUAUCUAACUUUCACCAAUAUCUUUUUCUUAUAUUUGAAUAAUGAAAAUUUUCUUCCCCUGCAUCACGAAGCAUGUGUAUCACUGCAUAUCUUCUGUGAAUUGUUCUUGGAGUACUGACAUUACAUUGUUAAAAUAGAUAAAUCUUAAUGUUCAAAGGGGAACCCGAUGCUGCAAGUUUCG
Molecule: messenger RNA, 883 nt
Organism: Hibiscus syriacus
Lineage: Eukaryota; Viridiplantae; Streptophyta; Magnoliopsida; Malvales; Malvaceae
Product: mannan endo-1,4-beta-mannosidase 2-like
Exons: 4
Coding region: 1-744 (247 amino acids)
Molecular function (GO): hydrolase activity, hydrolyzing O-glycosyl compounds
Source: RefSeq, a predicted model, not a curated record